CUCUGGUGUGGUCGGUGGCCUUGGUCCUGCAGAGAUGCUUCAGAGCCUUAUCAGGAAUGCCUGGGUCCCCAUGAAACCCUACUAUACCCAGGUUUACCAGGAAAUUUGGGUAGGAAUGGGGUUAAUGACCUUCAUCCUUUAUAAAAUCAGGAGUGCUGAUAAAAGAAAUAAAGCUUUGAAAGGCUCCAGUUCUGCACCUGCCCAUGGCCAUUAUUAACGAACUGAUCCUUGAGUCCAUUCAAGAGGAAUCCUGUUGCCUAAACUUA
Molecule: messenger RNA, 266 nt
Organism: Cricetulus griseus (Chinese hamster)
Lineage: Eukaryota; Metazoa; Chordata; Mammalia; Rodentia; Cricetidae
Source: RefSeq, a predicted model, not a curated record